UUUAAUGGAAUGGAAUCUACCUCAGAAUCAUGGUUUAAUUAAAUUUUAAAACAGUUUUGAUUUCGGCAUGGAAAGUUAAAAAAAAUAUGCAAAAUGCCCAAAACUAUCGAACUCACAGUUGAAAUUGUUGUGCAGAGGGUUUCCUGUCCAGGCGUGUGGCUGUGUCAAGAUGGCAGUGUCUCGCUCAUCGUAUCCGCUCUGGGCACAAGCUAUGAAACCUGUACACUACCCCCCACCUUCCCCAUCGAGUUCAAGGACAGAUUGUACUUCCGGAAGAGGUUUCAAGAAACCUGUGCAUUGAGUAACAUGUGUUGUUUAUUGAAAGAUGAAACCUUAUACUGUGAGCUAGUGCAAUGGUGCCAAAACUGUGAAUCUGGUCAAUGUAACAUCCUCGCCCAGUACCUCGGCUCCCUUAGUGAUGUUCUGUUUCCGCCAAAGAUGUGUUGCAGUGACGGGGUGGACUUGCUCAUGAGGAGGUCUAAGAAGUAUCCUGGUAUUCUCUCGCCAAAGAUCGAGAUAGCUACAAAAGUCCGCAUAGAUGAAGUUUGGGACCAGAAAUCCGAGCAAUUUAAUGUAAAUAUUCAGAACAUCAAAAAUAUCACCGAUUGCAACUGUAUUCCUCGUUCAGGGCCAAGGCAGAAGACCGUCUGCCACACUCCAGAGUACCACAGAAACAAAUGUCCUACUGGCACACCGGGCACGAAGUGCCGGUCGAGGUCCAGGUCGCGGUCCGGGGGCUCCGGUAGCAGUGUCAGUCGCGGCCAAGACAAAUUCCGCUGUGCAUACUCCGAGGGUAGAAAGCCAGAUUUCGCGGCUAAUAGCGAAGAAAAAAAAGUAUUACUUGAGAGCCGAUACGUAGAUGUCGAUGAGAGACACACUCACGGGUACGAAGACAUACAAACUAUAAGCCAUACAAAUGGUUACGAAAAAAGCAAACCUUGCGUCUGCGAAAUCUGUAAACGAUAUCACGAAUUAUUUCACUCGGACUCGGAUGCACACGUUUCGUGAUAACCAAAAAUAAGUUGUAUGCACAUUAUCAUAAGAUACUAAAUGUAUUUGCCCCUUCGUAAGUACCUGUUUCAAUAUUUAAUAUUGUUUGUAACACUGCCUUAUUUAUUUAGGAUUGAAAUUUUAUUGUUGUAUUGUUUUUUACGAAUUGUAUGUAAGUACGAAUCAUGAAAUAAAACGAAACACACAU
Messenger RNA from Cydia strobilella, 1198 nucleotides. Its product is annotated as spermatogenesis associated 6-like protein. Lineage: Eukaryota; Metazoa; Arthropoda; Insecta; Lepidoptera; Tortricidae. The transcript has 6 exons. The record is from RefSeq and is a predicted model, not a curated record. Gene Ontology annotation, biological process: spermatogenesis. The coding region runs from base 94 to 1008 and encodes 304 amino acids. Gene Ontology annotation, molecular function: myosin light chain binding.